UACAUCAAGAUGUUCGUGCUGGACGAAGCCGAUGAAAUGUUGAGCCGGGGCUUCAAGGAUCAGAUUUAUGACAUAUUUCAGAAAUUGAGUGGCAACACACAGGUGGUCCUCCUGUCGGCCACCAUGCCGAUGGACGUGCUGGAGGUCACCAAGAAGUUCAUGCGGGAUCCGAUCCGCAUCCUGGUGAAGAAGGAGGAGCUGACUCUGGAGGGGAUCCGGCAGUUCUACAUCAACGUGGAGAGGGAG
Molecule: messenger RNA, 246 nt
Organism: Protobothrops mucrosquamatus (brown spotted pit viper)
Lineage: Eukaryota; Metazoa; Chordata; Lepidosauria; Squamata; Viperidae
Product: eukaryotic initiation factor 4A-I-like
Exons: 2
Molecular function (GO): RNA helicase activity; RNA binding; ATP binding
Source: RefSeq, a predicted model, not a curated record